Messenger RNA from Eupeodes corollae, 616 nucleotides. RefSeq names its product DNA-directed RNA polymerase II subunit RPB9 (gene RpII15). Bases 178 to 567 code for a protein of 129 amino acids. The transcript has 3 exons. NCBI's taxonomy places the organism in Eukaryota, Metazoa, Arthropoda, Insecta, Diptera, Syrphidae. Gene Ontology annotation, cellular component: RNA polymerase II, core complex. The record is from RefSeq and is a predicted model, not a curated record. Gene Ontology annotation, molecular function: DNA-directed RNA polymerase activity; zinc ion binding; nucleic acid binding. Gene Ontology annotation, biological process: transcription-coupled nucleotide-excision repair; DNA-templated transcription; maintenance of transcriptional fidelity during transcription elongation by RNA polymerase II.
UUCACAAAAGUCAAAACUUUCAUGUGGCUACCGGCUAAAAAAAUAACUUUCUCGUCUUUUCUGAAAAUAAACAAAUUUCUACCCAUUUUUACUUAAAUAAAACACUAAUAAGUGAUUUAAUUAUUUCCAUUAAUAAUAUUUUCUUAAAACUAAUCGAAAAAGAAAAACCUGUAUAAAAUGGCUGCAGCAUUUGAUGUUGGUGCAAACGAAGGUCCCGGAUUUGUUGGUAUUCGAUUUUGUCAAGAAUGCAAUAACAUGUUGUAUCCAAAAGAAGACAAGGAAAAUAAAAUUCUAUUAUAUGCCUGCAGAAAUUGUGAUUACAAACAAGAAGCUGACUCAAAUUGUAUUUACGUGAACAAAAUUAUGCACGAAAUUGAUGAAUUAACACAUAUUGUACCGGAUGUUAUAUCUGAUCCAACUCUACCAAGAACCGAAGAUCAUGCCUGUCCGAAGUGUACUCAUCGCGAAGCUGUAUUCUUCCAAGCUCAAACUCGACGAGCUGAAGAGGAAAUGAGACUGUACUACGUCUGCACAAACCAGAACUGCACUCACAGAUGGACAGAAUAAAAGAAAAUGGAUAUGAUUUUUAAUAAAGUUUUAUUUUGUUUAGUAAAUA